CCCGCUCUCCAGCUAUCUGCAUCUCUGACCUCCUGUGUCCACAUCGACCUGACCUCCCACAAAACACUCACCUAUCUCGUUCCACGAAUUUGAACAUACCAUGCUCGUCGUAGGCCUCACCGGCGGUAUCGCGACCGGCAAGUCGACCGUCUCGGCCCUCCUCCGCGCACGCAACGUCCCUAUCGUCGAUGCCGACGUCCUCGCCCGAAAGGUCGUCGAGCCAGGCACGCCUGCGCUGUCCGCCAUUGUGCGCGUAUUCGGGCCCGAUGUCCUCCUCCCUGACGGCACGCUUGACCGGCCGAAGCUCGGGCGCAUCGUGUUCGCGGACGAGGAGAAGCGCAGGAAGCUGAACGCGAUCGUCCACCCAGCGGUGCGGAGGGAGAUGUUUUGGAGCGUGCUGAGGCAUUGGUGGCGGGGGGAGCGGCUGUGCGUGCUGGACGUGCCGUUGUUGAUUGAGGGUGGGCUCUGGAAGUGGGUCGGAAAGGUGUUGGUGGUGUACUGUUCUACAGAGAUCCAGCUUCAACGGCUCAUGAAGCGGGACAACUCCUCGCGCGAAGAUGCCUCAGCCCGCCUCAAUGCUCAAUUGCCAAUAGCGGAAAAGGUGAAGUACGCGGACAUCGUCAUAGACAACUCUGGCACUCCCCAAGAACUCGAACGCCAGAUUGACGGUGUAGUCAGACGGCUCAUGGAAGAGGCUGGCUGGACUUGGAGGUUGAGCUGGCUAUUCCCACCUUGGGGCAUCGCUUCAGCUGCACUGACAUUGGCUUGGCGGGCACUGCGUCGUUCGCAGAAAGGCAAGCUCCGGCGCAGGUAGUUCAUCCCGUGCAUGUCCAGUUGUUGUUUGACUCUCGUCUGCGCUGUAUCUUUUGCUUGUACCGGACAUCAUGCUGUACUAUCGUAUGCACUAUUAGAGUAUUUGGCUUUAGU
Molecule: messenger RNA, 927 nt
Organism: Dichomitus squalens LYAD-421 SS1
Lineage: Eukaryota; Fungi; Basidiomycota; Agaricomycetes; Polyporales; Polyporaceae
Product: CoaE-domain-containing protein
Exons: 3
Coding region: 101-814 (237 amino acids)
Biological process (GO): coenzyme A biosynthetic process
Molecular function (GO): dephospho-CoA kinase activity; ATP binding
Source: RefSeq, a predicted model, not a curated record